This is a messenger RNA of Monopterus albus (swamp eel), 423 nucleotides long. Its product is annotated as protein FAM126B-like. The record is from RefSeq and is a predicted model, not a curated record. The transcript has a single exon. The annotation marks the transcript as partial. Lineage: Eukaryota; Metazoa; Chordata; Actinopteri; Synbranchiformes; Synbranchidae.
GAGAAGGAGGCAGAAAGACAGUCAGAGCUGUCAGUGGAUCACCAGACUUCUAUGAGCAGGCAUCACCAGAGGCAGCAGUCUCCUCCAGCCAGCAUCACCUUGGAUGCCAUCCAGCUGAGCACCAUAAAGAAGCACCUGAGCUUCCCUGCAGGGCCCGUGCUGGUGCGGACUGGCAGUACUUCCUCCAGCAAGUCGUUUGACUGCAUGAAUGUCAACCUCAAUGGAGGCGAAGGCAAGCGAGAAGAGGCGGUGGGAGGCUCUGAAAAGGAAGGGGGCCUUCCAACAGGCAGCUCCCACCGCCACUCCACCAUUAGCCUGCAGGAGGAGCACCUCAUCAGGCCAGAGGACGCCCAGGACCUCCUGUCUCCUGGAGUUCCUCUCACCAAGCAGUCCCGCUCCCCCAGCUUCAACAUGCAAAUCAUA